Messenger RNA from Plasmodium berghei ANKA, 1536 nucleotides. RefSeq names its product 3'-5' exonuclease, putative. Gene Ontology annotation, molecular function: 3'-5' exonuclease activity; nucleic acid binding. The coding region runs from base 1 to 1536 and encodes 511 amino acids. The transcript has a single exon. Gene Ontology annotation, biological process: nucleobase-containing compound metabolic process. The record is from RefSeq and is a predicted model, not a curated record. NCBI's taxonomy places the organism in Eukaryota, Apicomplexa, Aconoidasida, Haemosporida, Plasmodiidae.
AUGCUGCACAUUUUGAAAAAAACGUUUUCGAGUGUGCCUGUAGAAUUUCAUAUUAGCCAGAAAUUUUCGAAAAUUGAGAACGCAGCUCAAUUAGUUUCUCUAAAAUUCCCUGGUAAUAUUAUUUAUGUGAAUAAAGAAAAUGGUGAAAAAUAUAAUAAGGAUAUUUUAAAAUAUCUUAACAGUAAUAUUCUAGGGUUUGAUACUGAAUUUAUGAUUAACUUUGAUGAAAAUUGUAAUAAUUAUGAAUAUUUGUCAAAAAAUCGAAAAAAAAAAGCAAUAGAAGAAUUACCCAAUAUAAUAUUAAAUAAAGAAAAAAAUAAAAGAAUAACCAAUUUAAUUUCAGAUCAAUCAUGCAUAAAAAAAAGUAAGAACAUAAACUCAAAUAAUAAAUGUGUUGAGAUAUCAAAAGAUAAUACUGAUUAUUAUGCCGAUACGUAUAUAACUACUACUAAAAAUGGAUGUGGAUUAAAAGGGGAAUCCAAAUAUAUACAAACAAAUACCUAUAUUAAUAAGCCAAGAAAAAUGAUAGAAAAUAAAAAACUAUGCUUAAUUCAAUUAUGCUCAAAUGAUAUAUGUUUUGUUUUUAAUAUUAAUGAUUUAAAUGGGGAUAUCCCUUUGUCUGUUAAAACAAUUUUAGAAAAUAAUAAAAUAAUUAAAGUAUGCCAUGAUAUAAAAAAUGACCAAGAUAUGCUUUUAAGUAAAAAUAUAGAAAUUAAUAAUGUAUUUGAUUUAUAUAAUUAUUCUAUUGAUAAUUAUAUAUAUCCACCUUCUUUACAAAAUUUAGUAAAAACAUAUUUAAAAAAACACUUAGACAAAGAAUAUAGAUUAUCGAAUUGGUUAUGUAAAAAUUUAAACGAAAAACAGAUCAUUUAUGCAGCUAAUGAUUCGUAUGCUUCAAGGGAAGUUUACAUAGCUUUAGAAAAGAAAAAUAAAAAUGACCAAACUUUUUUUAUUAAUUUGAAUAAUGAAAAUGAUUAUGUUAAACAUAGUGAAGUUAAUAAAAAAUGUCUAGGUGGAAAUCGAGAAUAUGAAAAAUUGCCCUCAAAAAAUAGGAUUGUUCAAAAUGACAUAAAUCACGAAAUGCUAAAUGAUAAAAAUAAUGCUAUAUUUAAUAAAUCGUCACAAAAUGAAAAGGCUAGCCAAUUUUUGCAGCUGGAAAAAACAUUUGAUGAUAAAACAAAAAAAGAAAGUGAUACGCUUUGUGAAACAAAAAAAGGAAGUGAUAAGCUUUGUGGAACAAAAAAAGGAAGUGAUAAGCUUUGUGAAACGAAAAAAGGAUAUGAAUAUAUAGAAAAAGAUAAAUUAUAUAUUAUUAACAAUUUAAAAAAUAAAAUAAAAGUUACUUGCUCAAAAAUUAAUAAUAUUUCUUUUGUGGAAGAAAUGCAUUAUUCAAAUGGAUCGUAUAAAAUUAUUUUGGGUUUAAAGGAUGUUGAAAAUAAUAGUUAUUUAAUUAAGUUACAUUCUUGGAACUAUGAUCAUGAAAUAAAAUGCUGUAGUGAAAUUUUAAGUUAUAUUCAAAAUAUGACUAUAAUUUAA